CAAGGAUUGUUGAGAAUCCUCUCCGCUUUCUCAGCCCCCAAGACCCUCUCAGGUCCCUGAGGGCAGUGGCUGCUCCUAGCAUACCCCCUCCUCCAAACCUUGGCUUCCCUCAUUCCUCUCCUCCAGACCACCCUCCUGGGUCCCCUACAGGUGUAAUCUUGGUGCUAGUGGUCGGUUCAGGCAGGCAGUGCUAACACUGUCUCACUUGGGAUCAGCCCUUGGAGCACCUGAGGCCAGUGCUCACUUCCCUGUCAGGGACUGCUGCUUUCCUCCUGUGAGCAUAUUUCUAUCAGCUGCAUCAGAAACCACCAGGCAACAGGGUGAGACACCCACCUCAGCCAGAGGGUCUCUGUUUUCCUCAACCCCUGGAUCUGCAGCCAACUAAAGCUUCAGGGCCAGGAUGAAAGGAGAGACCCCUGUAAACAGCACCAUGAGCAUUGGGCAAGCCCGGAAGCUGGUGGAGCAGCUCAAGAUCGAAGCCAGCAUGUGCCGGAUAAAGGUAUCCAAGGCAGCCGCGGACCUGAUGACCUACUGUGAUGCCCACGCCUGUGAGGACCCCCUCAUCACCCCUGUGCCCACCUCGGAGAACCCCUUCCGGGAGAAGAAGUUCUUCUGUGCCCUGCUCUGAACUGCAGCACCCCCGCCGCCCUCGAAGCUGCUCCGGGUUCCCAGGCUGAAGCCCACCCCGCGAGGGCAUCAGAAGCACAAGUCAGCCUCCCGCCCCAUCUCUCCUCCCACCCUAGACAGCUCCAAGCAGGGCGAGGCCAAGGGGCACUGCCCCUGAGCCCGGGGCGCAGGCCAUGGAGGGGGUUCCAGGGAGGGGAAAUAAAAGCACUCGCUCUCGGUCCGA
This is a messenger RNA of Monodelphis domestica (gray short-tailed opossum), 850 nucleotides long. RefSeq names its product G protein subunit gamma 3 (gene GNG3). The record is from RefSeq and is a predicted model, not a curated record. Gene Ontology annotation, molecular function: G-protein beta-subunit binding. Gene Ontology annotation, biological process: G protein-coupled receptor signaling pathway. NCBI's taxonomy places the organism in Eukaryota, Metazoa, Chordata, Mammalia, Didelphimorphia, Didelphidae. Gene Ontology annotation, cellular component: heterotrimeric G-protein complex.